This is a messenger RNA of Myripristis murdjan (pinecone soldierfish), 3844 nucleotides long. It is a transcript of the gene lmbr1, whose product is annotated as limb development membrane protein 1. Lineage: Eukaryota; Metazoa; Chordata; Actinopteri; Holocentriformes; Holocentridae. The record is from RefSeq and is a predicted model, not a curated record. Gene Ontology annotation, biological process: signal transduction. Gene Ontology annotation, molecular function: transmembrane signaling receptor activity. Bases 146 to 1624 code for a protein of 492 amino acids. The transcript has 17 exons. Gene Ontology annotation, cellular component: plasma membrane.
UUAAGCGGUCUUCUCUCUCGAUGUAAACUGUCUGCAAACCAGUCAGCGUCAACUCAGCGGAGGGCAGACUCAAGACUUGUUGUUCCUGCCAUCCGCACAGGCUAGCAUGUAGUGAGUCUGUAGUUUCGCAUUUGCAAUAUGAAGAAUGGAAGAAGACGAUGUUACCAUCAGAGAGCAGAAUUUCCACAGCCAAGUGCGAGAGUACAUCAUUUGCUUCCUACUGUUCGCAGUACUCUACAUCGUGUCGUACUGCAUCAUAACCAGAUACAAGAGGAAAAGUGAUGACCAUGAGGAUGAAGAUGCUGUUGUCAAUAGAAUAUCAUUGUACCUGUGCACCUUCACCCUGGCAGUGUCAGGUGGUGCCGUCUUCCUCCUGCCUUUCUCUAUCAUUAGCAAUGAGAUCCUCCUCUCCUUCCCCAAAAACUAUUACAUUCAGUGGCUCAAUGGCUCCCUCAUUCAUGGGCUGUGGAACCUGGUGUCGCUGUUCUCCAACCUCUGCCUCUUUGUCCUGAUGCCCUUCGCAUAUUUCUUCUUGGAGUCUGAGGGAUUUGCUGGAUCAAAAAAGGGCAUUAAGGCGCGUAUUCUCGAGACCUUUGUGAUGCUUUUCCUGCUGGCUUUGCUGAUCCUGGGCAUCGUGUGGGUGGCAUCAGCACUCAUUGACAAUGAUGCAGCCAGUAUGGAGUCACUCUAUGAUCUCUGGGAAUUCUACCUACCGUACCUCUACUCCUGUAUAUCUCUGAUGGGUGGACUGCUUUUGCUAAUGUGUACUCCUGUUGGCCUGUCUAGGAUGUUCACUGUGAUGGGCCAGUUACUAGUGAAGCCAACAAUCCUGGAGGACCUGGAUGAGCAGAUUUACUGCAUCCAUUUGCAGGAGGAAGCCCUUCAGAGGAGAUUAAACGGAUCAUCCUCACAUGCUUACACUCGAGGAGGCUCUGUUAACCAGCUCAACAAAGAAUUGGACAACAUCAGAAAUCAAAGAAAUAAAUUGGAGAGGAGAAAGAAAGCAUCAGGCUGGGAGAAGAACUUGCUGUAUCCCAUAGUGAUGCUGAUACUGCUUGCAGGAACGACAAUCUCAGUUUUAAUGGUGGCAUUGAAUAUCCUCUACCUUCUAGUGGAUGAGACUGCCAUGCCCAAGGGAUCCACAGAUCGAGGCAUCGGGAACACCUCGCUGUCCACAUUUGGUGUGGCUCAGGCGGUGCUAGAGAUCAUUCUCAUGUUCUACUUGAUGGUGUCCUCAGUUGUCGGCUUCUACAGCCUACGCGUCUUUGAAGGCCUCACUCCCAGGAAGGAUGACACGACCAUGACAACGAUCAUUGGUUGCUGUGUGUCAAUCCUGGUGCUCAGUUCAGCGCUGCCAGUGAUGUCCAGAACACUUGGCAUCACCAGGUUUGAUCUCUUGGGAGACUUUGGGAGAUUUAAUUGGCUGGGAAACUUCUACAUUGUCCUUUCAUACAACCUGCUGUUUGCAGUCGUGACAACACUCUGUCUUGUGAGAAAAUUCACCUCAGCAGUACGAGAGGAGCUCCUAAAGGCCUUAGGUCUGGAUAAAUUGCAACUGUCAAACAGCCCCACGGACCCUGAGUCUGGGAAGCUCUCGGCCAACGGGCAUCAGAAAACUCUGUGAAAGGGACGAUAGAUCAAGACACAUGCACACACACACACACACACACACACACACACACACACACACACUCACACACACAUGCACACACACAUGUACACCUCAGCGCAGCCAAAGGGAGAUUUCGACAGUCUUGCCUGACUGCUGAAAGGUGAAAGGGAUUGGAAGGGACUUAAUAAACCCAGGCAAUGUCUGACGGAUGCUGCAAAUGGAGGCUGAGAGCAAUUUAGCUUCAUGACAUUCCAUCCUCUGCGUCUCGGAUGGAAGCUGGGACAGAGCCAGGGAUGAGACUGAGGAGUGAAAUAGACUGGCAUCACUGCAGUGACCUUGAUGUUGACCUCAACCGUGACUGUGACUUUAAACUACCCAUCUCUUGCUUCAGGGGCACUCUAACCCCAGCAUCACCUGUUAUGCCCCUGCAGCCUCCUCACCACUGCAUUAGACAAAAGCUAGAGGGUGCAGCAGGUGAAAAAAAUCACCUUCUGCGGUUGCUGAAGAGCUAGGUUCUGAUUUGUUUUGUCUUUAUUAAGUCUUAACAUCCCAUUAUAAGGUUACACUUUCUUUCUACACAACUUGCUCCUCUUCUGUAGUCACUAUAGGUACAAGGCACCAAAACCAUAGCCAGAGGCAAAGGGUAAAUUUUAAUGUUAGUAUCUCCAUGUUAAUUGGUGUCAGUAACACAAGAACAUUCAUCGAGCAUUCGCAGUUUAUGGUCCGUACUUGCUGGUCUUUGAUUGUUGUCAUGUGAACGGAUAUAGGCAUGUAGUAAGGUGUCAGUUUGUCAUUAUUUAGUUGUGAUUCUGAUUUAAGCUCAAAAUGUGAAGAUAGCAAGUUAUGCUUUGUUCAGCAUGAAAGUCAUUUACUCACACUCAUCACAGCCAGUAUAUAUAACACCACCACAUUAGUACAAUAUAGAUUGUAUGCAAUUGCAUUGUUUUUCUUACUGAUAGGCCUCUGAUUUUAGCACUUGUGCUAUCAUUUGUUCUUUUAUUUGGCUUUACUGAAGUGCGCUUUAACUUCAUGGAUGAUGUCAUUACUUUGUUUGAAGUAGGCUACGAACUCUUUUUAGGUGCUCUAGAUUAGACUUAGGCUACUCUACAGAUGGGAAAUUAGAGUGGCUUUUCAAAGGAGUACAUUUUGGUUCCAAAGAGCAGACUGCUUUUGUGCAUUUGGAGCCGACGCUGUGGUUGUAUUUACUGAAGAUUUUAUUAUGCACACGGUGAAAAAAUGUCAUCAUAGUUUUGAUCUUCACAAAAAUUAAUUAAUACGCAAUUUUAAAUUCACAGGGCACAGAAAAUUUGUCAAAUCUUUGUCAUUUUUGUAAAUGCUGUAUUUACAUGUACAUAAUGUAUUAUGUUUCAUACCUCUUUUGCAUUAUUUGGUUGUAAAUAGUGGGCUCUCAUUCAGGCCAUCAAGGGUCUGACUCGCUAAGCAAUUUGCACCUCUUUUUGUACAUAUGGUUGACAAUACCUAAAGCUAAUGCAAACAUGAACCUGUCUUUACAUUCAUAAUGCAUGAGUGGAAAAUGUGCAGCUGGUACAAAAACUUGGUGACAUGGGCCCGUAUGUUGUGUUGCUGUGUAAUCUUCUGGACUGUGAUGUUCUCCGUCUUCAGAACCACCUUUAAUGCCUUAUAGGACGAGCAUCUUGCAGGCUUUGUGUUAAGGUCGUUUCUUGUUCUGUGUCGUGCGUUUUUGCGUGUGUGCCAUUACACACGCACCUUGUGCGUCUCAAGACAAUUCCACUGUGAUCCCCUGUAUGUCACCGAAUCUGCAGUCAAAAGCCAGCCAGAUAAAACAAACUGUUUUGCCAUGGAUAAACUCUAUUGUGAACCCACAGCGAGCUCUUACAGGAGUCUCCAUUUUGAGACUCAUUCAUCACCUGAAAUACCCAAGCACUUGGUAGGAUACAGUUGAUGGCCAUAAUAAUGUACAGAUAUUUCUAUGGUGGUAUAGAUGUAAUGUGUUUUCAUGGUGUCUAAUGUGACAUGAUGACGACCACAACGUAGAAAAGGAAAAAUUUGUUUUAUACAUGCAUUUGAAACUUUUGUUUCUUUUGACAGGGAAUGUUUUACAUCGAUUCUGUUCACAAAAAAAAGGAAGGGCGGCCUCUCAUUGGUGGUUGAUGUAUUACAAAGACUGGAGUGAAAAUAAAAUUCACAGUAGUCCUAACUCUCAAAAAAAAAAAAAAUUAAAAUAAUAAUAAUUUUGAAGCCAUCCUCUCA